GGAGCCCCCCUGGAGCCCCGGCCCGGCAGCCCCAUAUCCUCGCGGCAGCUGAUGGCGCCACAGCCCGGGCACAUCUAGCGCUGGCGGCCAGAGCGCCUCCUCUAACCCGGCCCGGCCCGGACUCAGGGCCCCGCUGGCCCGUCGCUCCUCCAGGUCCCGAAGGUGGGGCCCAGGCCCAGGUUGCCAUGGAUACUGUGUCCCUGGAGCAUCAGAUCCAGAGCGUGCAACGCCACAUCAGCUUCCUGAAAAAGGAGCAGAUGGCCCUGCUGCGAGACCUGCACCUGGAAAUCCUGAGGCUGCAGAAACGCUGCUCAGAACUGACGCGUGACUUGGAAAUAAGAGAGGCUCGAUCUCACCAGCAAGAGGCGGCCUCCCAGGAGCUGGAGAGCAAGUGCCGCGCGCUGGAGUCGCAGCUGGAGGCGCGGACCGCGGCCAACGCGGAGCUGCGGCGGGAGGUGUCGCAACGCGAGGCGCUUGUGUCGGCCCUGCGCUGCAGCCUGCGCGCCGAGGAGCGCCGCUUCCUGGAGGAGCUGCGGCGCCGCAGUCACCGCGCCACGGUGCUGGGCACCGAGCUGCAGAAGCACACGGAGGCGGCCGCCUACCUGUCCUGCCAGCUGCACGCGGCGCGCCAGAGACUGCAGGCCCCGCGCUCCGGGCCGGGCGCCGCCGCCGAGCCCCGGCCCCGCAGGCGCGCACAGCGAGCCCGCCGCCAGCCCGCCGCGGAGAACACCGCCAAGGGCCCCGGCCGGGACUGGGCCGCCUGGGACCGCGCGGCCUGCGCCCUGGAAGACCCCGAUCCCAUGCCCGACCCCGCGCUCUUCCUCUACGCCCGAAGGCCCCCGCGACCCAGCGGCCGCAGCCCGCGCCAGCCACCGCCCCAGGAGCCCCCGGACCAAGCCGGCCCUCAGCCUGCGCCCAGCCCCCCUAGUGCGCCCGGGGACGCGGAGUAGGAGCGGGCUGGCGAAGUGGGGAGCGGCGGGGGUGGUGGGGGGUAGGCCUGCCGGCACCCCAGUCUGGGCCGCAGCUUCCGCCGCCCGGGGCCCAGGAAGCCGGCCCUUCCCCGGAGGAAGGCGGGCGGAGGCGGCCCAGCUUCUCCGCCUCUUCCCACGGCCCGGGCCUUUUGUAUUUCCCUACGAUUCAGAAGCUUCGCCCCUCCUGCAAGGGGGUUCCUACGGGGGGCUGAGCGAGUGCACUUUUUUUGUGUGUGUGAAGAAGAGGAGAACCGAUCCUACCCUAGGUCCCCACCCCGCCACCGGGAGGGGAGGGGUUGAGAGUCACGCCCUGCCCCGAGAAACCUGACAAUCAUCUAGAGGGAGGUGGGAGGGAGGGAAGACCGGGCUGACCUGCGCAAUGGAACUCAGCGGCCCUUAGUCCCCAUAGACCUUUUCAGCUCCCCCUUCUGGCCGCCCCCAGCUCCGCACGGCUGUCCUUCCCGCCAAGCCUGGAGGCUAGAGGUUGAACCUUUUCCUGGGAAGCCCCUUCCUCCUACCUGUACCCCACAGAUACAGGUCCUUAUAGGUGAGCACCUAACACUUUACAAGACACCUCCCAGAGCCCCUAGGUGAGAAAGAAUAGCCUGCUGGAAUUCUGGACGCCUGGAAGGUAGCACCCAUAGAUGGUUAGAGAGGAUCACAGAAUGGAUUUGGUAGGAGAACCUGGUCUAGAGCUGUCGCCAGCUCAGUUCUCCCCCAGAAUGCCCACUUAAGCAUUUGGACUAGGAGCCUUGCUGAGGAACCGAGGUAGAGCACUCCAGCCAUCCGUGAGGCUCCUGGAAGGGCAGAAGUUGCCUUCAGGAGGCAGCUGAGCACCUGAAGACUACCCUUGGAGCUUUUCUAGCCCUGUUAAUUGGUGCUAAUUUUGUCCAGUUUCCUAUUCAGUGGUUGUUCCCAGAGGUCAAAAGAAAGGUCCUACUUCUUGGAAGUGACAUUAUCCGUAGAGUUUUCUGGGAUGAGGAAAGGGAGGGAGCAUACGUACGGUAGGUAGUGUGAAGCCUGUCCCUCUCCAGGAUGCCUCCAAUUCUAUCAGACCUGGUAGUGAUGGGUUCUCAGCGCCCUUUUGACUGGGUGGGGAGUGGCAAGAUGGAACGUGGAACACCUAAUUGCAUUUCUCCCCAGCUCCCUUCUCUCUGCCCAAGGCAGGAGGCCCGGUUCCAGUCCAACCUUGAAAGAAAGACAAACCUCUAGAGCUCCAUCAUCAUCAUCCAGCCCUGCUGUCUCUCCUCUGGGGGUCCUGGGUCACAUCCUAAGUGCCUGUGAGGUCUUCCUGGGGCUACCAAGAGAAGGACAUGGGGUGUGGGGGAGGCCUUUAUGUCACUCAUGAACACCCCAUCCUGGAAGGUCCUGAUGUUGGCUGAGGUCAAGUAUUCUGUGUGUCAACCACCCAGGAGGUUAUGAGCCUGUCUCCAUUGUAGCCCCCAUGAAGAAGAUGGGGAGAAAUCCCUAGUUAUCCUCCUCCGCUGUCUGUCAGAAGAAACAAGAGACAGGCAAGAAGCAGAAGCUAGUGCUCACACUCCUGGUCCAUUCAUCCCCUUCCCACCUAAGACUGAGCUGCUGAGGCCACUGCGCAAUAACCAGGCCUGGUCUGGGUGUCCAGUCACUGGGAUGCAGCUGCCCAAGGUGUGGGCACCAUGGGGACAGACAGUGCUCUCCAGUCCAACUUGGUCCACAGUAGUGGCCUAGGAUUUUUGCUCUGUCUGACUCUGCCUCUACCUAGCCUUCCCUUUCCCCCUCCGCCUCUGGUCGUGCCUCUGCCAUGUUUCUCCCCUUAAGUGUGUGUGACUCACUGUACCCCUUGUUCUGUUACUCUCCCUUCCAGAAUGUGUCUGUGUGAGGAGACCUCUCUUGGCAGUAAUCAUUUAAAAGGGCCCAGAGAAUGUGGGAAAGGCCACAUCUUCCCAGACCUUUUCUUCAACCACACUUUUGGGGUGAACAGGGUGACUUUGUUAUGUCAGUUCUUCUACAGAAAAAGGUGAAAUACUUUACCUGUCCCCCCCUCCCACCCACUAAAAGCCAUAACUAUGCUCGCCUGGUGUCCCCUGCCCCAUCUCUAUAGCAAUACCCCUCUCCUCCCCUCUCCUUAUCCCUCCUGAGUACCCAGGGUGUCUGGCUCCGGCCCCAGCCAUGCUCUCACCCCAGGAUCCUUCAGUGGAACUACCUGCCUUUCCCCAAAUGACCCCAUCAGCACCUCCCAGCACCUGUCCCUCCUUCAGCAUCCAGAGAUAAUGACACUUAAUUGUUUGUGGGGUGCUUGAAGAUCCCCCAGAUGAAAGGUUCUGAAUGCUGGGGUGGCUGACUCACUGACUCUCAGCUGAGCUGUUGGGGGUGCCUGGGAAAGGAAGUUAAGGCAACCCUCCUCCCCCAUUCAGCCAGCUGAGGGAGGGGUUGAGGCAGACAGGGUUCUAAUCUCCUCAGAAAUUCCCCUUCCCUGUCCCUCUCCUGGAAAUAAUGGGUCAGAGAUUUCCUUCCACCCACCUGCGCCUAGGGCUUGUAACAGAACCCUAGGUAUGGCUGAAAGGAACUGGGAGUCAGUGGCAGCCCAGAUCUUCUCAGUAGAGGUCUUAUCCUCUACUUUGGGCUCUCCCUCUACCUGCCAAAGGAAAUAAAUAAACAAGUCCUCCCACUUCUGGGUAAAGAGAGAGGAAAGGAUCAUUUCACCUACAGCCUUCUGCCCUGUCGUCUACUGCAGGAAUCCCCAUUGGGAGUAGGACACUUGAUAGGGACAUCCAGCGGCUCUAGCUGGAGCUCAAGCCACACCCUAAAAGUGUGGACAAACCCAGAACAGCUGCAGGUGGGGACCCCUACCUGUUCUGGAAGCAAGCAAGGGACCAACCAGUGAGCAAUGCAGCAGGAGGCCCUGUUCCCCAUCCUCCAGGGCACACACAUUCUGUCACACCCACCCACCAUGGCCUGCAGUUUAGGUGACCUGACCAAACCUGAAAUGGGGUAGUCCUUCCCCCAGACAAGCAGCAGAACAGAGUCCUGGUAGCACGGAGGGAGGCUCAGAGGGCAGAGGCUGUGUUCUCUGAGCACCCCCUUGUUUAGGUGCCAGCCUUGAAUGGGGGAUCAGCAGGACUUCAGAACCACCUGACAGGAGCCUCCUGGGCAGGGCAGAAUGAUUCUACUCCAAAUCCACUGUUGGCUGCGCUUUUUAAUCCAAUGCUUUUCAGAUGUAAUCUUUCACCCACCGAAAUAGAGCCCUGUGCUUUAGGGGUGACUGUCAUAUGCCUUAUUCUUAAUAAAAUAUCUGGAAAACA
This is a messenger RNA of Erinaceus europaeus (western European hedgehog), 4252 nucleotides long. It is a transcript of the gene CCDC92B, whose product is annotated as coiled-coil domain containing 92B. Lineage: Eukaryota; Metazoa; Chordata; Mammalia; Eulipotyphla; Erinaceidae. Bases 186 to 950 code for a protein of 254 amino acids. The record is from RefSeq and is a predicted model, not a curated record. The transcript is spliced from 4 exons.